UAAGCUAGCUUGUGACCUAGCCCGCGGCUCCUGGUACACUUUCCUUCUAAUUACACCUUUAACCACCGAACUGCGCUUUAUCGAACCCCGCAGAUCCGCCGACGUCAUGAGAUACAGUUGACGUGUCACAGCUGUGGAGGAAUAUUAAAUAUCGUUUCCACUUUUAACUGCGUUUUACACAGCAGCAAGUUUGAUGUGUUGUUAGCAUAAAUGGCUUCGGCGACAGAACCAGCGAUGUGCUCGGCUGCAGCGGCCGCAGCAGACUCCAUAGUGCCCGCCUGUAUGUUUGCACCGGAGCGGGGGUGCGAGGACGACCUAGACGGGGAAGAGGGCUUCGAGGACGGCGAGGAGACGAACGGCGAGCCCGCGGAUCAUUUAGACCUGAGCAGUAAGCUGGUGCUCGUGAGUCCAACAGCAGAACAGUACGAUUCGUUACUAAGACACUUGAGGGAGCGGAUAGAUGAGGGCUGUGGGGAGACCAUCUACGUGGUGGGAAUGGGCUCAGAUGGCGGUGACUAUGGUCUGGAUGAGAAGGACAUGGAGGCGUCAGUGGCCACGGUGAAGUCGCUGUGCGAACAGAUCGAGGCUGACCUGAUCCUGCUGAGGGAGAGGAUAGACACUGGUGGACAGAUUCAGGACUACCUCAUCAGACGGCGUGUUGGCGAGGAGGAUUUCCUGGAAGUCAGAGUGGCGGUCGUGGGGAAUGUGGAUGCUGGGAAGAGCACCCUGUUGGGCGUUUUGACCCACGGCGAGCUGGACAACGGCAGAGGCUUCGCUCGCCAGAAGCUCUUCAGGCACAAGCACGAAAUGGAGAGCGGCAGGACGAGCAGCGUGGGCAACGAUAUCCUGGGUUUUGAUCAGGAGGGAGAGGUGGUUAACAAGCCCGACAGCCACGGUGGCAGCCUCGACUGGACCAAGAUCUGUGAGAAGUCCUCGAAGGUCAUCACCUUCAUCGACCUGGCCGGACACGAGAAGUACCUCAAAACCACCGUCUUUGGCAUGACUGGACACCUGCCCGAUUUCUGCAUGCUCAUGGUUGGCAGCAACGCCGGAAUCGUUGGCAUGACCAAAGAGCACCUGGGUCUGGCACUGGCCCUGAAUGUGCCGGUGUUUGUGGUGGUCACUAAGAUCGACAUGUGUCCAGCCAACAUCUUGCAAGAGACACUAAAGUUAUUACAGAGGUUAUUGAAGUCGCCGGGCUGCAGGAAAAUCCCAGUGUUGGUCCAGAACAGGGACGACGUCAUCGUCACGGCCUCCAACUUCAGCUCAGAGAGGAUGUGUCCGAUCUUCCAGGUCUCAAACGUGACCGGGGAGAACAUGGACCUGCUGAAGAUGUUCCUCAACCUCCUGUCUUCUCGAACCAUCUUUAGCAAUGACGAGCCAGCAGAGUUCCAAAUAGACGACACAUACUCAGUACCGGGUGUGGGCACAGUCGUUUCUGGGACUACGUUACGUGGAAUGAUUCGGCUCAACGACACGCUGCUGUUAGGCCCCGACCCGCUCGGCACCUUCAUCCCCAUCGCCGUGAAAUCCAUCCACCGCAAACGGAUGCCGGUGAAAGAGGUCCGCGGGGGACAGACGGCGUCCUUUGCUCUCAAAAAGAUCAAACGUUCCUCCAUAAGGAAAGGAAUGGUGAUGGUCUCGCCGAAGCUGAUGCCUCAGGCCACCUGGGAGUUCGAGGCGGAGAUUCUGGUGCUGCACCACCCGACUACGAUAUCCCCGAGAUACCAGGCCAUGGUUCACUGUGGCAGCAUCAGGCAGACAGCCACCAUCCUGACAAUGAACAAAGACUGUCUGAGGACAGGGGACAAGGCCUCAGUCCAUUUCCGCUUCAUUAAGACGCCCGAGUACCUGCACUGUGACCAGAAGCUGGUGUUCAGGGAAGGACGCACCAAAGCUGUGGGCACCAUCAUCAAGCUUCUCCAAUCAGUGAGCACCCAGGCAGCGAAGGCCCAGCUGUCCAAGAUGCAGGCCAGUAAAAAGACGUUUAAAGAGGGCACAGCGGCCAAUGAGGAGGCAGGAUCGUCAGCACGGCCGCCCAGUCCCAACGCAGCUAAUUUACCACUCAAGGCGGGCGGCGGCGGUCGCAGGAGAGGAGGUCAGAGACAUCGAGGGAAAGGCCUGAACCCGGCAGCUAUCCCCACAGCAGUGACGGCAGGAGCAGCCAGCACAGCCUAAACCCCCCCCCCCC
Messenger RNA from Pleuronectes platessa (European plaice), 2191 nucleotides. It is a transcript of the gene gtpbp1l, whose product is annotated as GTP binding protein 1, like. Lineage: Eukaryota; Metazoa; Chordata; Actinopteri; Pleuronectiformes; Pleuronectidae. The transcript has 14 exons. The record is from RefSeq and is a predicted model, not a curated record. Gene Ontology annotation, biological process: translational elongation. The coding region runs from base 211 to 2178 and encodes 655 amino acids. Gene Ontology annotation, molecular function: GTP binding; GTPase activity; translation elongation factor activity.